This is a messenger RNA of Penicillium robsamsonii, 2838 nucleotides long. RefSeq names its product putative raffinose synthase protein Sip1. The coding region runs from base 1 to 2838 and encodes 945 amino acids. The transcript has 2 exons. Lineage: Eukaryota; Fungi; Ascomycota; Eurotiomycetes; Eurotiales; Aspergillaceae. The record is from RefSeq and is a predicted model, not a curated record.
AUGCCGGUCAACAAUAGAGAUAUCCCCUCAAUCCUCCCACUCCUGAGUAGCCAAAGUACUCGACAGCCACUGGCACCAUUUGUUCGCCCAGCUCAAAUGGCCAUGUUUGCACGAGUGACAUCAUAUCCCCCGCUAGGACAAAUCACUUGCCUCCAACCGGUGCAGAAGGCAUCACGGUCUGAAGAAGAUGCGCUGCGUUUCACAGUUACCAUAGAGUCUAGCAGCUCAUUCCCCGCACAAUCAUGGGAAGCACAGAUCUGGCAUAACAUCACUGGUCCCGAAUGGAGAUCUCUGCCGUUACAGAGAUGCAACACAGAUCAUGCAGCUCUUUUGACUGGAAAUGAUAGCGAGUACCACUACAAUCGCUAUGUAUUCUCCGAGGAGGUAUCCCUGCCAGCCGCAGGAGGUCAUGCACAGUUUACCGUCCGGUUUCGAACUGGUCCAGAUACGGAAUGGCAAUGGGCCAAUGAAAGGCACCACGUCAGCAACGGUGAAAUUGUAUAUAGCGCACGCUACUCUAGUCUCAACGGGGUUCUAUCCACGGAAGUUGCUACACCAGCCCCCAAAGAACAUCUCGAGAAGUACAUCAAUAACCUCCAUGAGGACUUGCAGAUCCAGUCACGGCUUACUGAAGCUCCUGGGUCAGUUCUUUGGGCUCUGUCUGGUGAUAUAGAUGCUGCCCAAGAUGGAUCUUCAAUCAUCAAACGACUUGCACUUGGGACCCCUUCAUCGGUGGUGAGGUAUUUCUCAUUGGUUCGUGUUUGGAGCCCAUGGCUGGGCCCUAGGCAUGGCAAAGAUAACUUCCGAAUUACUGAAGAUGCAAUACUUUGCUCUUUCCUGCGCGAAGAUGGCGAGAAUCUUGUUCUACUGGCUGUUUCGGGAGUCAACGAUGUUUUGACUGUGUUUCAGUCAGGUGAGAAUGGUGAGGUUGUGCUCUCCGUAAAGGGUGACAAUUCAGAAGCAUCAAAGUUCCAGGUGUUGGUCAGCGCCGCGCAGAAUUUUGAAGUUGCCAUGUCUGCGGUAGUUUAUGAGGCACGGAAAGUGGUCAGACCAUUUGCUGAUGCAAGCCAUCGGGAUUUAGAAGAUCCAGUCCCAUUAUCUCCUCCUGGGGAUGAUAUCGUCCUUGUCGAGAAUGACCCAAGUGCACAGUGGUUCUCCGAGUGGUUUGACGGCCUCACAUAUUGUACUUGGAAUGGAUUGGGACAGGAGCUCACCGAAGAGAAGAUCUUGCGUGCCUUGGACUCGUUGAAGGCAUAUGGAAUUACCAUCACUAAUCUUAUUAUCGAUGAUGGUUGGCAGACAAACGACAAUGAGGGGGAGUUUCAGUUUAAGCAAGGCUGGAGGCAGUUCGAGGCGCAUUCAAAAGGAUUUCCUAGAGGAUUAAAACAUACCGUGGGGGCUAUCCGUCGAGCACAUCCCAACAUCGAACAUAUUGCAGUCUGGCAUGCUUUGCUGGGCUAUUGGGGAGGUAUCUCACCAGAAGGGGACCUGGCUCAAAGAUUCAAGACAAAGCAAGUGAAGAUCAAAGAUCCCGCUGCCAACGGUCCCAUUGCAGAGAACCUUCCAGACGGAACAAUUCUUGCCAUUGAUCCCGAUGAUAUCACACGAUUCUACGAUGAGUUCUAUAGCUACCUUACAUCUGUCGGUAUAGAUUCAGUCAAGACGGAUGCACAAUUCUUCCUCGAUCUUCUUGAGGACACAGAGGACCGCCGGCGAUUUAUGACUUCUUAUCAAGAUGCAUGGUCUAUCGCAUCGCUCAAGCACUUCAGUACUCGGUCAAUGUCUUGCGGAUCAAUGACCCCCCAAAUAAUCUUCCAUUCACAAAUGCCCACCAACAAACCGGCGGUUCCACUGCGAAACUCCGACGACUUCUUUCCUGAUAUUGUUGCCUCUCACCCGUGGCAUGUAUUCUGUAAUGCCCAUAAUGCACUAUUCACCCGCUACUUGAACGUAUUGCCCGACUGGGAUAUGUUCCAGACAAGUCACGCAUACGCAUCAUUCCACGCGGCAGCACGAUGUGUAUCGGGGGGACCGAUCUAUAUCACCGACGAGCCGGGUAAUCAUGACUUGACCCUGCUCGAUCAGAUGGCCGCACCUACAGUGCAAGGGAGUACGGUGAUCUUGCGUCCUAGCGUCAUCGGGCGCACGAUAGACAUAUACCACGACUAUAACGAAGGACAUGUCCUGCGUGUUGGAAGCUACACCGGCUGGGCCAAGACCGGAAGUGGAAUCAUGGGCCUUUUCAAUAUUCAAUCUGCUGAGGCCUCGAUCAUAGUCUCACUGAUGGAUUUCCCAGGAAUCCACGAGGACUCCGAAGGCCAGUAUAUCGUGCGCGCACACAGCAGCGGUAAGAUCUCGCAUCCCAUGCGGCCAUCAACCCACAACUCCCUGGUAUCAGUUGCUCUGGAAUCAAAAGGCUGGGAGAUUCUCACUGCGUGCCCGACUCGGUCGUUCACGCUAACGGGAAGUCAUGGCGGCAACCCCUCUGGCGAUAGUAUGACACAUGUGGCUGUGCUGGGUCUUUUAGGAAAGAUGACUGGCGCAGCGGCUGUAGUGACUUCGGAUAUAUCUGUUGUUGAGAACGGCCGUUUACGACUCGAUGUCAGCCUGAAAGCGCUGGGAACUCUGGGGAUUUAUUUCUCCGAUCUUCGAGACAGGAGCAUUGCGCGAAAUUUCAUGAUCAUGAUCCUGGGACAGCCAAUUCCUCAGAAUACAGUGUGGAAGCAGGGUGGAGAGAAUGGUAAUGUGCUGGCAAUUGAUGUAUUGGCGGCAUGGAAAUCCAUGAAGUUGGACAGCGGAUGGAGUAACGAGGCCUUUGUACAGAUUUUUGUGGGAUGA